UUUUUGUUUUUAGAGCUUCAAGCUUCCUGCCCCCCCUUGCUGUGCUUUCUGUCAGUGGAUCGGCCCGAGGUGGAGGGGAACAGUUGGAGGGGGGUUUCAGAGGAGGAGAGAGUGAGAGCAGCAUUUGGGAAGCCAGCUGAUCAGAGCUGAGGUAUUCUACGACUGAGGCAGAGGAAGAGGGGUGCGUGACUGGAAAAACAAGAGAAGAUAGAGAAAGCAGCUGCAAUUUCUUUUGAAUUUAUGAGCAAGCACAUGAAAAUAUAGGCGCGGAAGAGACAUGUUUUCUCCUUUUCAUGAGAAAAAUAGAACUCACACGAAGAGAAAUGCUCUUGGGAAAGAUGUGAAAGCUGUUGGCAGUGUGGGAAUCUGAGGAAGAAACACACAGAAAAAAGGAUCUGUCAGACUCACUCUGGAAACCCCAUCUACUGAAAACUUGAAUCAGCAGAGGGUUGAAGAACCUUCUUGGUAAAGAAACGGAGGGAUGUCUUGGCUGUCACCAGUGUCAUGGGCCAAAUGGACAUGGACAGCAGUACGAGGUGGAGAGGAAGAGGAGGAGGCCAGCGGAGAGAGGGAGCAAUUUGGAGAGAGAGGAGAGGAAGAAGAAGAGGAGGAGGAGGAGGAGAGAUCUCUAAGCUGCAGCUCUGACUCAGAGGGUCAUUUUGACACUCCUGAAGCAGCAACUCCUGUCCGCGCCCCUCCCACCAUCCCAGGAGAGCUGGAGAACAACAACACUGAUGCAGGCAAAACUGAUGUGGAUCAGGAGGAGCACCUGAUAGUGACUGCUCCUUUCGAGGAUCAGGAUAUUUUUCUCAGACACAACAUGGGUCAGGAUGAGCCGACGGUCCCCAUGGGUGGCCCGCUAGAAGUAAACAUCCAGACACUGGAAGCGCAGCAAACAGAGAAUCUCCCAGAAGCCUCGAGCUCUGUGCCAGACCCUGCUGCUGCAUUCUCAGUGAAGGAAAUGCCCGAAGCGGCUAACAAAUGCAGAGUGCCAAAGUCUGAGCCACACCAAGCACCAGUCCCUGUCCUAGUUGCAGAUCCUGUCACAGAUGUGACUCCAGUUCUUGCUUCUGCUCCUGCUCCUGCUCCUGCUCCUGCUCCUGCUCCUGCACCUCCUCCUGGUCCUGCUCCUCCUUCUGCUUCUGCUCCUGCUCCUGCUGCUGCUCCUGCUCAUGCUCCUGCACCUCCUCCUGACCUAAUCCAAAGCAGUGAGCCUGAGUCCAAACCAGCUUCAGAGCCCACUGUUCAGAAAACAGAACCAGUUUGCAUUGACCUGGAAAAAUCAGAACCUGUUCAAAAGACUAAAUCCAGUAAGUCCAAGCCCCCAUCGCUGAAGCUGAAGACCUCUAUGAAUGAGCUCGCCCAAACCAAUGAGGAAGAAGAACUUCCUGUUCCCCAGGCCUCGUACAAAUUUAACCCUGACCAGCUGGAUGACAGCUUUAACCCCUUCACAAGCGGUGGAUCUAAAAUACAGAACUCUCCCCCGCCUUGCGGUCCGAGCUCUCUCCCCAGACUAGAGCCUCUCGGUAGCUCAUUGUCUGACUGCGAGGCCAAUUCAGCAGCUUCAGCAGAAGCAGAGACGAUGGAGUCAUUAUCGGAGCCAAAACCUGUGAUGCUGGAGUUUGGUCUGGACAAGGAGACGGUCAGCAAGCCGCCUCCGAGGAACUUAGGUGGCAAAAAGAAAAUCAGCAAACUUGCAGUUAAGAAGCAGAAGCCCAAAGGAUCAGAGGCUUCCUCUAAACCUGCACCAGAACCCACAAUUUCAGAAACAGAUUCUCAACCAGCACCAGAACCGGUAUCAGAACUUCCCCCAGAGCCUUCUUUGCCAGUUUCAGACUCUGCCGCACCUUUGAACCUUGACGACGUUCCAAUUCCUAAAAAAGGAACAUAUAACUUUGAUCCCAGUCAGUGGGACGAUCCUAACUUCAAUCCAUUCGGUAGCAGUGGCAGCUCUCCUGGGCUACCUAAGGGCUCCUACAGUUUUGAUCCUGAUCACUUGGACGACUCUGUGGACCCUUUUAAAUCUCAAACUCUUAGCGCAGAGGACUCGUCCAGUAGUGUCCCACAGCCGGAGGUAAAAGUGAAAGAUGGAGGCAAACCGACAGCAGGGGAGAAGAAAGUGAGGCAAAUUCCCAAGAAAAGCAAAGAGAGGACAAUCAAGACAUCUGAACAAGUCAAGUUUCUCUGUUUUCUGUUGAAUUCCUGUAAAGUUCAGAAGUAUGACGAGAGCCAGUCCUUGGUUCUCGAUGUGUGCAAUAAGGAGGAGGACGAGGUGGUGGUUCAGACGCCAGAGAUCACUCAGCGGGUUCAUCACGCCACAGAUGAGGAGAAGCUUGCUUCCACAGGCAUCAUGGGUCCAGCAAUAGACAGCGAGGAGGAGAGAGAGGAACCUGAAUGCUUCAAAGCAUCUGCCACGAUACAGCCGAUCAUUGAGAAGUCUGUUUUGGAUGGUGCUGAGUUUAAGACGUCAGAUCACUUUGAAGAGAAGGAUCCCUGCAGUCUGAAGGAUGAGACGCAUGAUCUGCAGAGUGAGGUGUCCAUGAGCCAAAAAGAAAAGGUGGCGCUCAGCGACACCACAGGCGUAGCAGCUCUGUCUCAGGACAACAUGCCGCUGAGUGAGAUGGACAAGGCCGCAGUGCUCACCCUGAUCAGAGAAGAGAUCAUCACUAAAGAGAUAGAGGUCAAUGAGUGGAAGAGGAAAUACGAAGAGAGCAGAGCCGAGGUUUUGGAGAUGAGGACAAUAGUUGCAGAAUAUGAGAAAACAGUUGCACAGAUGAUUGAGGAUGAGCAGCAGCAGAAGACUGUGUCCAGCAGUAAGUCUGUCAGGCAGUUGACUUUAGAGAGAGAUCAGGCAAUAGCUGACCUCAACUCUGUGGAGCGCUCCUUUGCUGACCUCUUCAGGAGGUACGAGAAUAUGAAGGGAGUCCUGGAGGGCUUUAAAAAGAAUGAGGAGGUGCUGAAGAAGUGUGCGCAGGACUACCUGAUGCGGAUCAAGCAGGAAGAGCAGAGAUAUCAAACCCUCAAGGUGCACGCUGAGGAGAAACUGGAUAAGGCUAAUGAGGAUAUAGCACAGGUACGCGCCAAAGCCAACUCUGAGGGUGUCGCACUCAACGCAAGCUUGAGGAAGGAGCAGAUGAAAGUGGAGUCACUUGAGAGAGCUGUCCUUCAAAAGAAUCAAGAAAUCGAGGAGCUCACUAAGAUCUGCGACGAACUGAUCACCAAACUGGGAACAGGAUAAGAGGCCUUUCAUCAACUUUAAAGAUGUAAAAUUCUGUACAGUAUCACGGUCAAACACAUGACAACUUUUCUUUCUUUCUGAUUUUAUUUUUCAUACAUUUAAACAGAGAAUGGCUGCAAUCGCUCUUUUUUAUAAAACAUAAAAGUGAAACCAGAACAAUAUGUGAUCAAUGUGUUGAUCGUGUAGUGGCAGUUUGAAGAAGCACAAAAUGAUCAUGACAAAGUAUUUUGAUUCAUUUAAAGGAGAAGUGCCAUGACAUGUGGAGCUUUGGUUCUGGGUGCACAGUAAAGGUAAUGUUAUAGAUGAUCCGUUUUUAGAAGUUGACCCUCUUCUUUGAAAGGUGUAUACAUCAAAAAAUAAAAUUAAGUAUGUUUCUUUAAAAAUUCACAUUGCCACUUUUUGGGACAGAGCACGGACAUCUUUAGCAGUGUGUUUUCUCUGUGUGUAACUGCUGAUGAUACAGUUUAAAGGCUUUAUAUGUGAUUUUUUUGAUCCAGCAGAUGUCGCCCUUGAGCACCAGCAUGAAACC
Labrus bergylta (ballan wrasse) is the source of this 3767-nucleotide messenger RNA. NCBI's taxonomy places the organism in Eukaryota, Metazoa, Chordata, Actinopteri, Labriformes, Labridae. The record is from RefSeq and is a predicted model, not a curated record.